UCAAAACACUUUUCGGGUAAAAUACAUUAAUUCGUUAACAAUGUUCUCAUCCUCCUUAAUUUUAAUUAUUCAAUUUCUUCAAUUAAUUUUUGCUUCCAAAAAUAUUUUUUCUGAUAUCACAACUUCUCUAAAUACAAAAUUAGACCCCUGCAAAGAUUUUUAUAAAUUUGUUUGUGACGGGUUUGAAAGGAGAAUUAAAGUUUCAGAAUGUUAUGAAAUUAGUAAUGCAGCGACAAGGAAGGCUGAAGUAGAUGAUCAACUAGAAUGUAAUAAAUAAAUAAAAUUUUUUUUUACUUGGAGAAUAUUACUCCUAAAAAAUAAUUUAUUUUUAGUUUUGAUUCUUUUUAUUUUGUUUAUCCCCAAGUAAUUAUUAGAUAGGGACAGUCUGUUUUGUUAACCGUUAUCUCUUUGGUUUUUGGAUAGUCUGCUUCUUAAACCUCCACUUUUCUUUAUUUUUUGGUCAGAUCAAGAUGUCCUAUUCCAAAAUACCCAGGCAUUACUCCACAAAAAU
Molecule: messenger RNA, 511 nt
Organism: Meloidogyne enterolobii
Lineage: Eukaryota; Metazoa; Nematoda; Chromadorea; Rhabditida; Meloidogynidae
Source: the annotation of a GenBank genome assembly